AUGACAAAAAACAUUAAUAGAACAAAGGCAAAAGUGACGAUUCUGGAAGUUGGCUCAGAUUUUAGGAGUGAUGAAAAUCAUCGGGAAUGCAACAGAAAAAAAAAGCGCUGGCAACGCCUCCUGCCCGGGCUAUAAAGGGCUCCAAGCCAGGGGGAAGCGAGCACUCACUCUCUGUGCUGCCGAGCCGGGUGUUGCUCUCCAGCCCUACAGCCUCCGCCAGCCUUCGCCAUGAGCACCACCACUGUCAGGCAAUACUCCUCCUCCACCUCCCUCAAGGGCUUCGGUGGCCUGGGUGGAGGCUCCAGCAGGCUUUCCUCCGUGCGUGUUGGGGGAGGAGGGUACAGAGCACCCAGCGUCCACGGAGGCAGCUACUCUGUCUCUUCCCGCAUUGUCUCGGGGCUUGGAAGUGGCUACGGGGGCAGCUACUGCAGCAGCGUAGGAGGGGGCCUCGGCAGCGGCUUUGGGGGUAGCUAUGGGGCUGGCUUUGGGGCUGGCUUUGGAGGUGGCUUUGGAGGUGGCUUUGGAGGUGGCGAUGGCAUCCUCCCGGCUGGCGAAAAGGAGACGAUGCAGAACCUCAACGACCGCCUGGCUGCCUACCUGGACAAAGUGCGUGCCCUGGAGGAGGCCAACACUGACCUGGAGGUCAAGAUCAGGGAAUGGUACAAGAAGCAGGGACCUGGUCCAGACCGUGACUACAGCCCCUACUACAGGACUAUCGAGGAGCUCAGGAACAAGAUUCUUGCUGCAACUGUCGAAAAUGCCAACAUCGUCUUACAGAUUGACAAUGCCAGGCUGGCAGCUGAUGACUUCAGAACCAAGUUUGAGACGGAGCAGGCUCUGCGCCUGAGUGUGGAGGCUGAUAUCAACGGCCUGCGCAGAGUCCUGGAUGAGCUGACCCUGGCCAGAGCUGACCUGGAGAUGCAGAUCGAGAACCUGAAGGAGGAGCUGGCCUACCUCAAGAAGAACCACGAGGAGGAAAUGAAUGCCCUGCGCGGGCAGGUGGGUGGAGAGAUCAGCGUGGAGAUGGAUGCGGCUCCUGGAAUCGACCUCACCAAGAUCCUGGCUGAGAUGAGGGAGCAGUACGAGAGCCUGGCGGACAAGAACCGCAGGGACGCCGAGCAGUGGUUCUUCAGCAAGACGGAAGAGCUGAACCGGGAGGUGGCCAUCAACACCGAGCAGCUUCAGAGCGGCAAGACGGAGAUCACAGAGCUACGACGCACCAUCCAGAGCCUGGAGAUUGACCUGCAGUCCCAGCUCAGCACAAAAGCGGCAUUGGAGGGCACCUUGGCUGACACAGAAGCCCGCUACGGCACCCAGCUGGCCCAGCUCCAGGGGCUGAUCACCAGCGUGGAGGAGCAGCUGGCUGAGCUGAGGUGCGACAUGGAGCGCCAGAACCACGAGUACAGGGUCCUCCUGGACGUCAAAUGCCGCCUGGAGCAGGAGAUUGCCACGUACCGCCGGCUCCUGGAGGGCGAGGAUGCCCACAUCUCUUCCCAGUACUCCUCUGCUAUGUCCUCACACUCUGGCAGAGACGUCAUGACAUCUUCCCGCCAGGUCCGCACAAUUGUUGAGGAGGUGCAGGACGGGAAGGUGGUCUCCUCCCGGGAGCAGGUUGCACUCACCACUCGCUAG
Messenger RNA from Haliaeetus leucocephalus (bald eagle), 1632 nucleotides. RefSeq names its product keratin, type I cytoskeletal 14. Gene Ontology annotation, molecular function: structural molecule activity. The coding region runs from base 229 to 1632 and encodes 467 amino acids. The record is from RefSeq and is a predicted model, not a curated record. NCBI's taxonomy places the organism in Eukaryota, Metazoa, Chordata, Aves, Accipitriformes, Accipitridae. The transcript has 8 exons. Gene Ontology annotation, cellular component: keratin filament.